GCUGUAGCAUAGCAGCAAAUUUCAGCGCGCGAAAGCAAGUCGCAGUACCAGCAGCAGGAAGAGGCGAAAGAAAACCAAAGGGAAGGACGAGUUUGGUUUGAAUCUUUCGAAUAACUUCCAUCAUCUAUAAACAUCUACAUUAAUAUGGCAGAUCCGAAGGAGCCACAAGAAGACCACGAUGCAUCCACAGAUAAUGCAGAAGAUACCAACCACGACCCUCACUUUGAGCCCAUUGUGUCCCUCCCAGAGCAGGAUGUGAAGACACUAGAGGAAGACGAGGAAGAGCUCUUUAAAAUGCGAGCCAAGCUGUACCGUUUUGCGUCUGAGAACGAACCCCCAGAGUGGAAGGAGCGCGGCACUGGCGACGUCAAGCUGCUGCGACACAAAGAGAAGGGCACCAUCCGCCUCCUGAUGAGGAGAGACCGAACCUUGAAAAUCUGUGCCAACCACCACAUUUCCCCUGUGAUGGAUCUGAAGCCCAACGCGGGCAGUGACCGGGCCUGGGUAUGGAACACACUAGCAGACUUUGCAGAUGAACAUCCCAAACCAGAGCUUCUGGCCAUACGUUUCCUCAACGCAGAAAAUGCUCAGAAAUUCAAGGUGAAGUUCGAUGAAUGCAAGGAGGAGGUCCGGAAAUCUCAAGAGGGAUCGGGGGACACUGACAGUGCAAACAAAGUGGCGGAGAAGCUGGAGGAGCUCACUGUGAAGGACGAGGGCAAGACCAAGACGUCGGAUGACAAGACCGGGGAAGAGAAGAAAGAGGAGAAGGUGGAAGAGAAGAAAGAGAAGGCGGAAGAGAAGAAAUGAAACCAAGAACUUGCUUUACCAGAUCUUCGACUUGUCAUUUUCCUCUUUUUCUACGAUAGACUCUAAAGAAACUGAAUUUGGACACUUGCAUAUUGAUUUGUUUUGUUUUUCUUUUUAUGAUUUGUUUGCCUGGAGAUCACAAGACAUAGGUGCCACUCAAAAAAACGACAACAAGAAAUGCUGCAUUAAAAUGUGCCCCUCCCCACUCACACCCUCCCUUAUCUAUCAUGGAAAUUAAA
Molecule: messenger RNA, 1046 nt
Organism: Osmerus eperlanus (European smelt)
Lineage: Eukaryota; Metazoa; Chordata; Actinopteri; Osmeriformes; Osmeridae
Gene: ranbp1
Product: RAN binding protein 1
Exons: 6
Coding region: 145-807 (220 amino acids)
Biological process (GO): positive regulation of mitotic centrosome separation; nucleocytoplasmic transport
Cellular component (GO): cytoplasm; centrosome; nuclear pore
Molecular function (GO): GTPase activator activity
Source: RefSeq, a predicted model, not a curated record